This is a messenger RNA of Pseudomassariella vexata, 507 nucleotides long. RefSeq lists its product as uncharacterized. The record is from RefSeq and is a predicted model, not a curated record. The transcript is spliced from 2 exons. Lineage: Eukaryota; Fungi; Ascomycota; Sordariomycetes; Amphisphaeriales; Pseudomassariaceae. The coding region runs from base 1 to 507 and encodes 168 amino acids.
AUGGUGAACCUUAACUUCGCCUACACCGGAUCCAUAAACCCCACCGGCGCCUCCCCUAUACUCACCCAAACCCAAGUCUGGGCAGGCCUGCAGCGCAAAGUCAGGCACGCACAGGAAUUCGUCCCCAUAAUACUAGAGUGCAAGGUCACAUCCGAGGAGGAAGAAACCGCCGAAACAGUUCUGAAGAUCGUGCGUGAGGUGAAGUUCGCGCCUGGCUCGGGCCCAAAAGCCGACGAGGAACAGGUGCGAGAGGUGUGUCUACAUUAUGCGCCGUGCCGGGUCGAUUUCAAGCAGGAAGAUGGGACCACCAUCUCCAAUAUCGUGAGCGAGGGACCGGAUGGAGAGUUGAUGAUGACGUAUGCGUUUGAAUGGCGGCAUCCGGGGAUGAAGGAGGGGAGUGACAAGGGGAAUGAGUUGCUUGAGAAGUAUAAGAAGAUGGCGAAGAUGGCUGUUGAGGGUAGCAUUGAUACUAUUCGUCGUUUAGUUCGCGAGGGGGAAAUUAAGUAA